CAGAUCCAAUGUCCUGUUCCCUGGAGUGAGUUUCAGUCCGUCUAGAUCAAGCUCGGAGGUUGAUGCUCGGCGCCGCGUCUUCCGCACCGGGAGCCCGAGAUCCCGCGGCCGUCGCAGUCCCAGCAUCCGCCCGUCCCGGUCGCGCGGAGCUCCGCCUCGUCGGGAGACGCUCUGCUGCCGUGUCCGGAUCGGCGUCAGUUUCCGGGCAUCUGGCCUCCCAGGAAGAAGGCCAGACUCAGGGACCAUGCCCUGCCCCCCAGCCCUCCAAAGCCCCACCUACUCCAAACAUUGAGGUUACAGCACUUUCUCAGCCGUGACUGUCUUGCUGCACUUCCUGCCAUCUGCCCCAUCCUACCAGCUUCAGAUCUGAUUGAAAGCUCUGUCCUCCCUGCUGGGUGACUCACAGAAGAAAAGAAGAGGAAACUGCCCAGAAUCCAGCUAUCACCCCCUAGACAUUUAAACAACUCUGCAGUUCCUCAGACCCUUCCUCAGCUCACCCUAGAAGGGAAAAGAUUCAAACUCUUCAUCACAGUACAUGCAUACAACAGGCGGAAAGCAAAGCUUGGUAACCACCUUGGCACUGCCUGUCUCUGUGAUGCUGAAGACAUUCUCCUUCCUGUGCAUUACAGAGAAGAUUCAAAUUUCUAGAGUUUGUAAACUUUGGAAGAUGCUAGUUGAACAUUCUGCACUUUGGAGACGUGUGUCUGACACCUUACAGGCUUUGCCGGCUUAGUGCUUGGACUGUCUGUGAGUGAAAACCCAGAGAAAGACACCUGGCAACUGAGUUAUUGACAAUGCAGCCACUGGAAUCAGUGACAUUUGAAGAUGUAGCUGUAGACUUCACCCAAGAAGAGUGGGCCCUGCUGGACACAUCCCAGAGAAAGCUAUUCAGAGAUGUGAUGCUGGAAAAUAUCAGUCUUCUGGUCUCCAUGGGGUAUCAGCAUUGCAAAUCAGAGGUGAGUUUCCAGUUGGAGCAAGAAGAGCUGUGGAGUGGAGGAACAGGAUUUCUCCAAGGCCAGAGUCCAGGCAGAGAGAGUGCCCUUAAAGAACAAGAAAUGAUAGCCACACAACAUGUCAGCAAGAAGCACACAUCUACAAUCAUGCCAAUGCAGAAAUCUCACACUCCAGAGGAUCCCUUUGAAUGUAGUGAUUUGGGAGAAGAUUUCACUGAUAGCUCCACAUUGACUCAACAAUCCUUAACUCACCCAGAAAAGAAACCUUAUGUCAGCAAACAGUGUCAAAAAUCCCUUAGUGAUCAAACAUGCUUUAAUCAACAUAAGCAGAUUCACUCUAGAGGUAAAUCAUGUGCAUGCCAUCUGUGUGGGAAAGCCUUUAGUAAUUGCUCUAGCCUUAGACGACAUGAGAUGACUCACACUGGAGAGAAACCGUAUGAAUGCCGUAUCUGUGGGAAUGCCUUUAUUCAAAGUUCUGACCUUAGAAAACACAAUCUAACUCACACUGGAGAGAAACCAUAUGAAUGUCAUCUCUGUGGGAAAGCCUUCAGUCAGUCCUCUAACCUCAGACAGCAUGAGAGAACGCACACUGGUGAGCAACCCUAUGAAUGUCAUCUAUGUGGGAAAGCGUUCAGUAAAUGUUCUGCCCUUAGACGACAUGAGAGAACUCACACUGGAGAGAAACCAUAUGAAUGCCAGCUGUGUGGGAAAUCCUUCAGUCAAUGUUCUGCCCUUAGACGACAUGAGGGAACUCACAAUGGAGAGAGAAUCAUGAAUGCCUUCACUAAAUAUUCUGACUUGAGAUGACAUGGUAAUAUAAUUGUAAUGAAUGUGGAAGAAACAUCAAUCAUAGUUUAACAUUUAAACACACCAGAGGACUCACAUUGAAGAAACACUGUCUGUAAUCAACGUGGAAGAUCCUUUAGUCAUCCUUCUUUGACAUACACAAAUCUAUAUGGAAGAGAAUCGUGUGUGUGACAACUGUGUGGCAAAACCUUCAGUCAGCGUUCUGAGCGUAGAUGACCUGAGAGAACUCACACUGUAAAUAUAAGGAAUGUAGACGUGUUCAGCAACAGCUCUAAACUUUAAACACACUAGAGGUCUCACGCAGAGGCGGACCCCUAGGUCUAUAGUCAAUGUGUGAAUAUUCUCAUUUUUAAUCCAUAGAUAAACAACAAGAGCAAACUCCACUUGGGAGAACCCCUAGGUCUGUAAUCACUGUCAACAAAUAUGCAGCUGAGUACCAGGCAUAGCAUGUGCAGGAAGACUCAGUGAAGGAAUAACGCUAAAACAGGAUGUGGGGGGAUGAAGCCUCUUGAGGAACACCAAAUAAUUCAUAGUGGAGAAGAGAUUCAAUGAAAACACUCUCAGUGUCAUGAAAGAAGGAAAAUCUUCAGAGAUCAUUCAUGUCAUAGUCAACAUUAAGGUUCUUUACUGAGGUGAUAGCAAUCCUAAAGUCAAAGUGGAGAAAACUUCAGCUGGAUUUCACAUCAGAAAACAAAGUCUAGGGGGAAAAAACCCUCUAAUAGAACCUUUUAAUAUACAAGUAAUUCAGAAUUUUGAGAAAAUAUCUAUUCAAUAGGAAAAAUGUGGCAUAUAAGUGCAAGAUACUAAAAUGAUCUGGGAAUACUGAAUGGAGAAUUUUGUGAAAAGUUAAAACUUUUAAAUAGACUAUUACUUGUAAAUAUUUAAACAAUAAAUUCAGUUGCUGAAAAUCUAA
Molecule: messenger RNA, 2673 nt
Organism: Diceros bicornis minor
Lineage: Eukaryota; Metazoa; Chordata; Mammalia; Perissodactyla; Rhinocerotidae
Product: zinc finger protein 596-like
Exons: 9
Coding region: 795-1760 (321 amino acids)
Biological process (GO): negative regulation of transcription by RNA polymerase II
Molecular function (GO): DNA-binding transcription repressor activity, RNA polymerase II-specific
Source: RefSeq, a predicted model, not a curated record